Cynara cardunculus var. scolymus (artichoke) is the source of this 1925-nucleotide messenger RNA. Its product is annotated as protein NRT1/ PTR FAMILY 2.13. NCBI's taxonomy places the organism in Eukaryota, Viridiplantae, Streptophyta, Magnoliopsida, Asterales, Asteraceae. Gene Ontology annotation, molecular function: transmembrane transporter activity. Gene Ontology annotation, cellular component: plasma membrane. The transcript is spliced from 4 exons. The coding region runs from base 92 to 1888 and encodes 598 amino acids. The record is from RefSeq and is a predicted model, not a curated record. Gene Ontology annotation, biological process: transmembrane transport.
GGAGAAGGGAUAGUUAAGAGCAUAUAUAGCUUUAGAAAACUAGAAGAAGCAAUUAAGUGUUUCCCCUUUUUCUUCUUCUUCUUCGAUAUCAAUGCCACCAUCAUCUUUGCCGGAAAAUGAUGCCGGAAAAGCUCAUCACCAUUCUCCGCCACAAGCUAAACCCACCCAACGGAAGCCCGGUGGUUGGAAAUCCAUGCCUUACGUUCUAGGAAAUGAAUCAUUUGAGAGAUUGGCGUCAAUUGGGUUGAUAGCUAAUUUCACGGUGUUUCUAAUGACGGUGUUUCAUAUGGAUCAAGUAUCAUCAUCAAACUUGAUCAACAUUUGGUCAGGAGUUACCAACUUUGCCCCUCUCGUUGGUGCCUUCAUCUCUGAUGCCUACGUUGGCAAAUUCUGGGUCAUUGCCUUCUCUUCCUUCGCCACUCUUAUGGGAAUGGUGACCAUGACCUUAAUCGUUGCACUUCCGAAAUUGCAUCCUCCAGCAUGUUCCCCUCAACAAACCAUACUUAACCAAUGCAAGGGUCCGACAAACAAACAGUUUGGCUUCUUGGUCCUAGCCCUUGGCUUCAUAACCAUAGGAAGCGGUGGGAUACGACCUUGUAGUUUGCCUUUCGGGGUUGACCAAUUCGACCCAACCACGGAUGAAGGUAGGAAAGACAUCAAUAGCUUCUUCAAUUGGUACUACACCACCUUCACUAUCAUUGUGCUCAUUGCCUUGACCCUUGUGGUCUACAUCCAAGACUCCGUGAGUUGGGUCUGGGGGUUCGGUAUCCCAACCAUGCUCAUGGUCUGCUCCAUCGCCUUGUUCUUUGUGGGUACUAAAAUUUACAUUUAUGUCAAACCCGAGGGCAGUGUUUUUUCCUCCAUCGUUCAGGUGCUCGUUGCGGCUUACAAGAAACGUAACCUUCCACUUCCCAAAGGUGAAAAAACGUUUAUUAGAGGGAAUUUUUACGAUCCACCUAUGAAAGGAACGCAUAAAAUUCCAAAGUUGCCUCUAACUGACAACUUGAGGUGUUUGAACAAAGCGGCAAUCGUAUUGGAUGGUGAAUUAAACCCUGAUGGAUCUGCAGUGAGUUUAUGGAACCUGGCAAGUAUACAACAAAUUGAGGAAGUAAAGUGUCUGGUGAAAGUUAUCCCGAUAUUAGUUUCUGGUAUUAUUUGUUUCACCGCGAUGGUCCAACAAUGGACUUUCACGGUGUCACAAGCCCUAAAAAUGGACCGCCAUUUGGGUCCACACUUUCAAAUACCAGCAGGAUCAAUCAAUAUCAUUUCCAUGAUCACCAUCGGGAUAUGGCUCCCCAUCUACGACAGGAUCCUUGUCCCAUCCCUUCGAAAAAUCACCAAAAUCGAUAGCGGGAUCACCCUCCUCCAACGUAUCGGAAUCGGUAUCGUUUUCUCCAUCUUGUCGAUGAUUGUUGCGGCAUCGAUCGAGACAAUGAGACGCAAUUCGGCAAAUAACCAUCACGGCUCAGACGGGGUUGCACCCUUGUCAGUCAUGUGGCUCGCACCACAACUGAUCUUGUUGGCAUUUGCCGAGGCAUUCAGCAUUCUCGGCCAACUGGAGUUUUAUUACAAGGAGUUCCCUGAUCACAUGAAAAGCGUGGCUACGGCGAUGUUCUCCGUCACGGCUGGUGUUGCAAAUUACGUGAGUAGCUCGUUAGUUACGACGGUGCAUAAGGUCACCGGAAAAGAUGGAAAACCGGAUUGGUUAACGGCGGAUAUAAAUGCAGCUCGAGUUGAUUACUUUUAUUAUGUGAUAGCUGGAUUAGGGGUGUUGAAUUUGGUGUAUUAUCUCAUAGUUGCUUCUCGAUAUCAAUACAAGACAAAGAUCAAAGAUAUCGAUGAAGAUGAAUCCCAAUUCGAUGUGGAGUUGAAUGGUAUCAAAAUUUGAAGUCACUUUGCUUUAGGGGUAUAAUAAUAGACACUUU